AUGUCGAUCUAUACAUCAACUGAACCAUCAAUCUCGAGUUUUAACUCACCAAACUAUAAUCCACAAUUGGUCCAAGGUGUCAAUACUGUCCUUGUAAUUGGAUCUGGUGGUCUUUCUAUUGGUCAAGCUGGUGAAUUCGACUAUAGUGGUUCUCAAGCUAUUAAAGCUUUAAGAGAAUCAAAUAUUAAAACAAUUUUAAUUAAUCCAAAUAUUGCAACUAAUCAAACUUCUCAUUCUUUAGCUGAUAGAGUUUAUUAUUUACCUGUUACUCCAGAAUAUAUCACUUAUAUUAUUGAACGUGAACACCCUGAUGCCAUUUUAUUAACCUUUGGUGGUCAAACAGGUUUAAAUUGUGGUAUUGCUCUUGAUCAAUCUGGUAUUUUAGCUAAAUAUGGCGUUAAAGUCCUUGGAACACCAAUUUCUACUUUAAUUACAUCUGAAGAUAGAGAUAGAUUCGCUACUGCACUAAAACAAAUUAAUAUUCCAAUUGCUGAAUCUGUUGCUUGUGAAACUGUUGAAACUACUUUAGAUGCUGCCAAAAAAAUUGGUUACCCAGUUAUUGUUAGAUCUGCUUUUGCUUUAGGUGGUCUUGGGUCCGGGUUUGCUAAUAAUGAAGAUGAAUUAAGACAAUUAGCAUCUCAAUCCUUAGCAUUAGCACCUCAAAUCUUAGUUGAAAAAUCUUUAAAAGGUUGGAAAGAAGUUGAAUACGAAGUCGUUAGAGAUAGAGCUAACAAUUGUAUUACUGUUUGUAAUAUGGAAAAUUUUGAUCCAUUAGGUGUUCAUACUGGUGAUUCUAUUGUUUUUGCUCCUUCUCAAACUUUAUCUGAUGAAGAAUUUCAUAUGUUAAGAUCUGCUGCCAUUAAAAUUAUUAGACAUCUUGGUGUUAUUGGUGAAUGUAAUGUCCAAUACGCUUUACAACCAGAUGGAUUAGAUUAUAGAGUCAUCGAAGUUAACGCUCGUUUAUCCCGUUCAUCAGCUUUAGCUUCAAAGGCUACAGGUUAUCCAUUAGCCUAUACUGCAGCUAAGAUUGCUCUUGGUUACACUUUACCAGAAUUACCAAAUCCAAUUACAAAGACUACUGUUGCUAAUUUCGAACCUUCCCUUGAUUAUAUUGUGGCUAAGAUUCCAAAAUGGGAUCUUGCUAAGUUUCAAUAUGUUGAUAGAUCUAUUGGUUCAUCAAUGAAAUCUGUUGGUGAAGUUAUGGCUAUUGGUAGAAACUACGAAGAAGCUUUCCAAAAAGCAUUGAGACAAAUCGAUCCAUCUAUGCUUGGUUUCCAAGGUUCUCCAGAUGAGUUUGCUACAAAAGAAGAAUUAGAUAACGCUUUAGCUAAUCCAACUGAUAGAAGAGUCCUUGCCAUUGGUCAAGCUAUGAUCCAUGAAGGUUACUCUGUUGAUACUAUUCACGAUUUAUCCAAGAUUGACAAAUGGUUCCUUUACAAGUGUGAAAAUAUUGUUGAAGUUUACAAGGCUCUAUUUAAUGUUACAUCUUUGGAUCAAUUAACUAAAGAAUUACUAACUAAGGCUAAGAAAUUAGGUUUCUCAGACAAACAAAUUGUUAAGUCUAUUUCUUCAGAUUUGAAUCAAUCCGAACUUGAUAUUAGAAAAUUAAGAAAAUCUUAUGGUAUUGUACCAUUUGUUAAGAGAAUCGAUACAUUAGCUGCUGAAUUCCCAGCUAUGACCAACUAUCUUUACACCACUUACAAUGCUGUCAAGAGUGACGUUGAAUUUAACGAAAAUGGUAUGUUAGUUCUUGGUUCUGGUGUUUACCGUAUCGGUUCUUCUGUUGAAUUCGAUUGGUGUGCUGUCAACACCGCUAAUACUUUAAGAAAAGAAGGUAAGAAAACUAUCAUGAUAAAUUAUAACCCAGAAACUGUCUCUACAGAUUUUGAUGAAGUUGACAGAUUAUAUUUCGAAGAAUUAUCCUUCGAGAGAGUUAUGGAUAUUUACGAACUUGAACAAUCCGAAGGUUGUAUUAUUUCAGUCGGUGGUCAACAACCACAAAACAUUGCUCUUUCCUUGUUUGAAAAUGGCUGUAAUAUCCUUGGUACUAGUCCAAUGGAUAUCGACAAGGCUGAAAACAGACAUAAAUUCUCUACUAUUUUGGAUUCUAUCAGAGUCGAUCAACCAGAAUGGAGUGAAUUGUCUUCCAUGGAAGAGGCUAACAAAUUUGCUUUGAAGGUCGGCUUCCCAGUCCUAAUUAGACCAUCGUAUGUUCUAUCUGGUGCCGCUAUGAGUGUUGUCAACGACGUAGAUGAAUUAAAGGUUAAACUUUCAUUAGCAUCUGAUAUUUCUCCAGAUCACCCUGUUGUCAUGUCCAAAUUCAUUGAAGGUGCUCAAGAAAUUGAUGUCGAUGCUGUUGCUUACAAGGGUAAAGUCUUGGUCCAUGCUAUUUCUGAACAUAUUGAAAAUGCAGGUAUCCAUUCAGGUGAUGCUUCUUUGAUUCUACCACCACAACACUUAUCUAAUGAUACUAAGCGUGAAUUGAAAGACAUUGCCGAUAAAGUUGCCAUUGCUUGGAAUAUCACUGGUCCAUUUAACAUGCAAAUAAUUAAAGAUGGUAAGAAACCAUUAAAGGUCAUCGAAUGUAACAUUAGAGCUUCCAGAUCCUUCCCAUUCGUUUCUAAGGUUCUAGGUGUCAACUUCAUUGAAGUUGCUGUCAAGGCUUUCCUAGGUGGUGACAAGGUUCCAGAACCUGUUGACUUAAUGAUGGACAGACAGUACAACUAUGUUGCUACAAAGGUUCCACAAUUUUCCUUCACAAGAUUAGCUGGUGCUGAUCCAUUCCUAGGUGUUGAAAUGGCUUCAACUGGUGAAGUUGCUUCAUUUGGUAAAGAUUACCUAGAAAGUUACUGGACUGCCAUUCAAAGUACAAUGAACUUUAAGGUUCCUUUGCCUCCAUCCGGUAUCCUAUUUGGUGGUGAUUUGUCAAAGGAUCACCUAGGUAAUGUUGCUCAUGAACUUGAAGGUUUAGGUUUCCACUUCUUUGCACCAAAUGAGAAAACUAAGGAAUACUUGGCUAAAUACAUUAAAAAGGAUAUCACCGUUGAAAUUCUAGAUUUCCCAAAGAAUGACAAUAAGAAGAUUCGUGCUUUGUUCGAGGAUAACGAUAUCAAAUGUGUCUUCAACCUUGCUUCUAAGAGAGCAGAAAACACUGAUGACCAAGACUACCAAAUGAGAAGACAAGCUAUUGAUUUUGCUCUUCCAUUGUUCAACGAACCACAAACUGCUCAAUUGUUUGCUAAGGCUCUUCAUGCCAAGAUUGGUGAGAAGGUCGAACUACUGAAGGCUGACAAUAAAAAAAUCCCAAGUGAAGUCCUUUCAUGGGAAGAGUUCCUAGGUUACAAAGCCAUCUAA
Maudiozyma saulgeensis is the source of this 3354-nucleotide messenger RNA. Lineage: Eukaryota; Fungi; Ascomycota; Saccharomycetes; Saccharomycetales; Saccharomycetaceae. The record is from the annotation of a GenBank genome assembly.